Molecule: messenger RNA, 939 nt
Organism: Komagataella phaffii GS115
Lineage: Eukaryota; Fungi; Ascomycota; Pichiomycetes; Pichiales; Pichiaceae
Product: 60S acidic ribosomal protein P0
Exons: 1
Coding region: 1-939 (312 amino acids)
Biological process (GO): ribosomal large subunit assembly; cytoplasmic translation; ribosome biogenesis
Cellular component (GO): cytosolic large ribosomal subunit
Molecular function (GO): structural constituent of ribosome; large ribosomal subunit rRNA binding
Source: RefSeq, a predicted model, not a curated record
AUGGGAGGUAUCAACGAAAAGAAAGCCGAGUACUUUAACAAGCUCAGAGAGCUUUUGGAAUCUUACAAGUCCAUCUUUAUUGUCGGUGUUGACAAUGUCUCCUCUCAGCAAAUGCACGAGGUCAGACAGACUCUCCGUGGUAAAGCUGUGAUUCUUAUGGGUAAGAACACCAUGGUCAGAAAGGCCUUGAGAGACUUCGUCGAGGAGCUCCCAGUCUUUGAGAAGCUGUUGCCUUUCGUCAGAGGUAACAUUGGUUUCGUCUUCACCAACGAGGACUUGAAAACCAUCAGAGAUGUGAUCAUCGAGAACAGAGUCGCUGCCCCAGCCAGACCAGGUGCUAUCGCUCCUUUGGAUGUCUUCAUUCCUGCCGGUAACACUGGUAUGGAACCAGGUAAGACCUCUUUCUUCCAAGCUCUUGGUGUCCCAACCAAGAUUUCCAGAGGUACCAUUGAGAUCACCAGUGAUGUUAAGGUUGUUGAGAAAGACUCCAGAGUUGGUCCUUCCGAGGCUCAAUUGUUGAACAUGUUGAACAUCUCUCCUUUCACCUACGGUUUGACUGUUGUUCAAGUUUUCGACGAUGGACAAGUUUUCCCAGCUAACAUUUUGGACAUCACCGAUGACGAGCUGUUGUCUCACUUCACCUCUGCCAUCUCUACCAUUGCCCAAAUCUCUUUGGCUGCUGGUUACCCAACUUUGCCAUCCGUUGGUCACUCUGUUGUCAACCACUACAAGAAUGUUUUGGCUGUCUCCAUUGCUACUGACUACUCCUUUGAGGGUUCUGAAGCUAUCAAGGACAGAUUGGCUAACCCUGAGGCUUACGCUGCUGCUGCUCCUGCUGCCGGUGAGGCUUCUGCUGGUGCCGAGGAGACUGCUGCCGCUGCUGAGGAGGAAGACGAAGAGUCUGAGGACGACGACAUGGGAUUCGGUUUGUUUGAUUAA